AUGGCGCUCUCCGGGAUGCGGGGGCUGUCGGUCUUCAUCAGCGACAUCCGCAACUGCCACAACAAGGAGCAGGAGCGCCUCCGCGUCGACAAGGAGCUCGGCAACAUCCGCACCCGCUUCAAGAACGAAAAGGGAUUGUCGCAUUACGAGAAGAAAAAGUAUGUUUGGAAAAUGCUUUAUAUACAUAUGCUGGGUUACGAUGUUGAUUUUGGACAUAUGGAAACUGUUUCUUUGAUAUCCGCGCCGAAGUAUCCUGAGAAACAGAUUGUGCUGCAGGUUGGAUACAUCGUGACAUCUUGUUUACUUAACGAGAAUAACGAUUUUCUAAGGAUGGUCAUAAAUACAGUACGCAAUGACAUAAUAGGACGAAAUGAGACUUAUCAGUGCUUAGCAUUGACGAUGGUAGGUAAUAUUGGUGGGAAAGAAUUUUCUGAGUCAUUGGCCCCUGAUGUCCAGAAACUUCUUAUUUCAAGCAGCUGCCGGCCUGUAGUCAGAAAGAAGGCUGCUCUAUGCCUUCUGCGACUUUAUAGGAAGAACCCAGAUGUUGUGAAUAUCGAUGGCUGGUCUGAUCGGAUGGCACAACUUCUAGAUGAGCGUGAUCUAGGUGUGCUGACAUCUGUCAUGAGCCUUUUUGUCUCACUAGUAUCUAAUAAUGCUGAAGCAUAUUGGAAUUGCCUUCCAAAGUGUGUAAGAAUAUUGGAGAGGAUGGCAAGAAACCAAGAUAUUCCCCAAGAAUACACCUACUAUGGAAUUCCAUCUCCUUGGCUUCAGGUUAAGGCAAUGAGAGCUCUUCAGUACUUCCCUACCAUUGAAGAUCCUAGUGCAAGGCGAGCUUUGUUUGAGGUUUUACAGCGUAUUUUGAUGGGUACUGAUGUCGUUAAAAACGUCAACAAGAAUAAUGCCUCACAUGCUGUCCUCUUUGAAGCUCUUGCUCUGGUAAUGCAUCUUGAUGCUGAAAAGGAGAUGAUGUCCCAAUGCGUGGCUCUUCUCGGCAAGUUUAUUGCUGUCAGGGAGCCCAAUAUUAGGUAUCUUGGUCUGGAGAACAUGAGUAGAAUGCUGUUAGUAACAGAUGUACAGGAUAUAAUAAAAAGGCACCAGGCUCAGAUCAUUACGUCUUUGAAGGAUCCAGAUAUCAGCAUUAGAAGGCGGGCUCUUGAUUUGCUGUAUGGCAUGUGUGAUGUUACAAAUGCAAAGGAAAUUGUUGAGGAGUUGUUGCAGUAUCUUAACACAGCUGAAUUUGCAAUGCGUGAAGAGCUGGCUCUGAAGGCAGCCAUUCUUGCAGAGAAGUUUGCUCCAAAUCUUUCAUGGUAUGUUGAUGUUAUACUUCAGUUGAUAGACAAAGCGGGAGAUUUUGUAAGUGAUGAUAUAUGGUAUCGAGUGGUGCAAUUUGUCACCAACAAUGAGGAUCUUCAGGCAUAUGCUGCAGCUAAGGCGAGGGAAUACCUUGACAAGCCUGCUUUGCAUGAGACCAUGGUCAAGGUCAGUGCUUACCUUCUUGGAGAGUAUGGCCACCUUUUGGCCCAAAGACCUAGUUGUAGCCCCAAGGAGUUGUUUACCAUUAUAAAUGACAGGCUUCCAACAGUAUCGUCAAGUACUGUUGCCAUUAUUAUCUCAGCCUAUGCCAAGAUACUUAUGCACACUCAGCCUCCUGAUGCGGGACUGCAGCAACAAAUCCUGACAAUAUUUAAAAAGCAUGAAAGUUAUAUCGAUGUUGAAAUUCAGCAGAGAGCAGUUGAAUAUUUUGAACUAAGCAGAAAGGGUCCUGCUUUGGCUGAUGUAUUGGCUGAAAUGCCAAAAUUUCCUGAACGUGAGUCUGCUCUGUUGAAAAAGGCUGAAGAUGCUGAAGUUGACACAGCAGAGCAGAGUGCCAUAAAACUACGAAGUCAGCAACAAUCAUCCAGUGCUAUUGUUGUAGCUGCUCAGCCCCCUGUAAACGGACCAGCACCAGCUGCUAAUCAUCUAACUCUUGUGAAGAUGCCAAGUCAAAACAUUGCUGAAGAGAGCAAUGUCAGUCAUGAAGAAACAGCGGUAGAAGCUCCAAAAGAAAAUGGUGCUCCCGUCGAAGUUCAGAGAAAUGUCGAGAUCAUCACUGAGCCCGCUCCUGUUAGUAAAGUUGAGCCUCCUGCAUCUCGUCCUGCUUCUCAAGCAGACCUCCUUGCAGACCUUUUGGGCCCUCUUGCAAUAGAGGGUCCUCCUGCUGCUGUAGAGCAAAUUCCUGCUCAAGGAUUGGAGGCUAAUCAAAGUCCAGUAGGUGACUUGGCACUAGCUACCCUUGAGGACCAGUCCAACUCUGUUCAGCCAAUUGUCAAUGUGGAGGAGAAGUUUAAUAUAUUGUGCACGAAAGAUAGUGGAGUUCUGUAUGAGGAUCCUAACAUCCAGAUUGGUUUAAAAGCAGAGUGGCGGGCCCAUCAUGGUCGUCUUAUUCUUUUCCUGGGGAAUAAAAAUACUUCGCCCCUUUUGUCAUUGAGGGCUUUGAUUUUGCCUCCUAGCCAUUUUAAAGUGGAACUCUCGUCAGUACCUGAUACUAUUCCUCCUAGAGCACAGGUGCAAAUCCCAGUCGAGGUUACAAAUCUCCGCGCGAGUAGAGAUGUUGCUGUUCUUGAUUUCUCAUAUAAACAUGGAGCUGCACUGGUGAACGCUAAACUUCGACUUCCUAUUGUGUUGCAUAAAUUCUUGCAACCUAUAACUCUUUCCCCUGAAGAUUUUUUCGCCCAUUGGAAAACAUGGAAUGUUCAGUCACUCAAGGUUCAAGAAGUGGUUAGAGGUGUAAAACCAUUACCUAUUCCUGAGAUGGCUAGCCUUCUCUUGAGCCUUCACCUGGCAGUUACUCCUGGACUUGAUACCAACCCGAACAACAUGGUGGCGUGUGCUACAUUCUUUUCGGAAACAACCAAUGCCGCGCUUUGUCUGGUGAGAGUUGAAACAGAUCCCCAAGACAGAAGUCAGCUCCGGCUAACAGUUGCAUCAGGAGAUCAAAACCUGACAUUCGAGUUGAAGGAGUAUAUCAAGGAACAUUUGAUCGACAUCCCGAGGGCUCGAGUGGCCCCCCCUCCCACUCCACAACAACCACAGCUGCCUCCAGCAGCGGUGCCGGCGACAACAUAUAACGACCCUGGUGCCAUGCUAGCUGGGUUGCUAUGA
Triticum turgidum subsp. durum (durum wheat) is the source of this 3141-nucleotide messenger RNA. The record is from the annotation of a GenBank genome assembly. NCBI's taxonomy places the organism in Eukaryota, Viridiplantae, Streptophyta, Magnoliopsida, Poales, Poaceae.